Messenger RNA from Camelina sativa (false flax), 1386 nucleotides. Its product is annotated as gibberellin 2-beta-dioxygenase 2. NCBI's taxonomy places the organism in Eukaryota, Viridiplantae, Streptophyta, Magnoliopsida, Brassicales, Brassicaceae. The record is from RefSeq and is a predicted model, not a curated record.
UCUUCUUCUUCUUCAACCUUUGUUUCAACCUUCAACAACCAUUUUUUUUCUAAUAAAGUUUCUGCAGCUUAAGUGUAAAACAACAAAAACCAAACAUGGUGGUUUUGCCACAGCCAGUCACUUUAGAUAACCACAUCUCCCUACUCCAAACAUACAAACCGGUUCCGGUUCCGGUUCUAACUUCACAUUCAAUCCCCGUCGUGGACCUAACCGACCCCGAAGCGAAAACCCGGAUAGUAAAAGCCUGUGAGGAGUUCGGGUUCUUCAAGGUCGUAAACCACGGCGUCCGAUCCGAACUCAUGACUCGGUUGGAGCAGGAGGCUAUUGGCUUCUUUGCCUUGCCUCAGUCUCUUAAAAACCAAGCCGGUCCGCCUGAACCGUACGGUUAUGGUAGUAAACGGAUUGGACCAAACGGUGACGUUGGUUGGAUUGAGUAUAUCCUCCUCAAUGCUAACCCUCAGCUCUCAUCUCCCAAAACCUCCGCCGUCUUCCGUCAAACCCCUCAAAUUUUCCGAACGGCAGUUGAGGAGUACAUGAAGGAGAUAAAAGAAGUAUCGUGCAAGCUGUUGGAGAUGAUGGCAGAAGAAUUAGGGAUAGAGCCAAGGGACAGUCUGAGUAAAAUGCUGAGAGACGAAAAGAGUGACUCGUGCCUAAGACUAAACCAUUAUCCGGUGGCGGAGGAAGAGGCGGAGAAGAUGGUGAAGGUGGGGUUUGGAGAACACACAGACCCACAAAUAAUUUCAGUGCUAAGAUCCAAUAACACUGCGGGUCUUCAAAUCUGUGUGAAAGAUGGAAGUUGGGUCGCUGUCCCUCCUGAUCACUCUUCUUUCUUCAUUAAUGUUGGAGAUGCUCUUCAGGUUAUGACUAACGGGAGGUUCAAGAGUGUUAAACACAGAGUCUUAGCUGAUACAAGGAGAUCAAGGGUUUCGAUGAUAUAUUUCGGGGGACCGCCAUUGAGCCAGAAGAUCGCACCAUUGCCAUGCCUUGUCCCUGAGCAAGAGGAUUGGCUUUACAAAGAAUUCACUUGGUCUCAGUACAAGUCUUCUGCUUACAAGUCUAAGCUUGGUGAUUAUAGACUUGGUCUCUUUGAGAAACAACCUCUUCUCGCUCAUAAAACUUUUUUGAGAGUAGUCGUGAUGAUCCUUGUCAUCCUUUGUAUGAUAGAAAGUCAUAAUCACAAAAAGAUGGAAACGGAUAGUCUUUUGGAUUAGUUUUUUCUUUUUUUUGGUAUGUUUUUCAUUAGGUCCAAAAAGCAUUAGGCUUUGCUUAGAGUUUGACCCAACCAAACCAACUUUUGUAUCUUCUCGUCUUCUUCUUCUCCUUUUUCUUUUUACCACAAUUUGUUUGCCUUUCUUGGAAAUACCAAUUAGUGUUUAUUCUUCUCUU